AUGUUAUAUAAUGGCAUUUUUGAAUGGGUUCAUCAACUGAUACCUCCAUUGCCACCAAACAUUUAUACUCAAUCACCAGCUCCAUCUCUUUCUCAAGUAGUAGUAACUCCUUGUGCUGCUUGUAAAAUCCUUCGUCAACGAUGUGGUGAAAAAUGUAUACUAGCUCCUUAUUUUCCACCAACUGGACCCCUAAAGUUUACUACCGCUCAUAGGGUUUUUGGUGCUAGCAAUAUCACCAAAAUGCUACAGGAGCUUCCCGAGUCCCAAAGAGUUGAUGCAGUCAGUAAUAUGGUUUACGAAGCAAAUUCGAGAAUAAGAGAUCCAGUUUACGGUUGUGCCGGAACUAUUUAUCAACUACAAAAACAAGUUACUGAUCUUCAAGCUCAAUUAGCAAAAUCUCAUGCAGAGAUUAUUAGCAUGCAGUGUCAACAAGCUCACUUUGUGGGCCCACUUUGCAUGGAAAUGAAACAACAUUCUCAAUAUCAGCAGCAACAACAACAGCCCACAACUACUCCCAUGUCGCUUACUUCAUCUUUGUCGUCUUUGCAAUUGCAACAAGAUGUUGAUGAUUUUAUGAUGAGUAAUACCGUUACUACUCAAAUUCAGCAGCAGUAA
Messenger RNA from Papaver somniferum (opium poppy), 615 nucleotides. Its product is annotated as LOB domain-containing protein 1-like. The transcript is spliced from 3 exons. Lineage: Eukaryota; Viridiplantae; Streptophyta; Magnoliopsida; Ranunculales; Papaveraceae. The record is from RefSeq and is a predicted model, not a curated record. The coding region runs from base 1 to 615 and encodes 204 amino acids.